Brienomyrus brachyistius is the source of this 904-nucleotide messenger RNA. RefSeq names its product interleukin-8-like. Bases 79 to 375 code for a protein of 98 amino acids. Gene Ontology annotation, molecular function: chemokine activity; CXCR chemokine receptor binding. The record is from RefSeq and is a predicted model, not a curated record. The transcript has 4 exons. Gene Ontology annotation, biological process: antimicrobial humoral immune response mediated by antimicrobial peptide; neutrophil chemotaxis; inflammatory response. Gene Ontology annotation, cellular component: extracellular region. NCBI's taxonomy places the organism in Eukaryota, Metazoa, Chordata, Actinopteri, Osteoglossiformes, Mormyridae.
GCAGGCUCCAGUGGCAGAUACAAACCUGCAUCCUACAGGCUCAGCAGACGCACGCUCUGAUCAACACAGAAAGUCACCAUGAACUGCAAACUGGCGGUUGCCGUCUUCAUUGUCCUCCUGGCUGCUCUGACCGUUACGGAGGGAAUGAGCAUGAGAGGCCUGGGAAUGGAAUUGAGGUGCCGCUGCAUCCAAACCGAAAGCCAGCGCAUCGGCAGGCUCAUCGAAAGUGUGGAGAUCUUCCCUCCCAGCCAGCACUGCAAGGACACUGAGAUCAUUGCAACCCUGAAAGGGACUGGACAGGAGAUCUGCCUGGACCCCAAUGCUCCCUGGGUCAAAAGGGUCAUCGAGAGAAUCCUGGCAAACAGAAAACCCUGAAGCUGAGAAGAGGAAUGUGAAAAAAUGAAGUUCAUCCGAACCUCCAGUGUUUCCAGUGCAUCCAAAAUAGAAAGUGUUAUUUAUUUAAGUGUUAACGUGUUAAUAUAAAUAUAGUGUUAAUAUAUUGUUAAUAUAAAUGUUUUUGAUUUUAUAUAAAUUAUUACUACAGUUGGUUAUCAUAUUUAACAAAAAGGAGGCUAGCACAGUGGGUAAGAUUGUUGCCUGUGGCAAAGUGGUGGUAUACUCUAGACAGGGUGUGAAAAAGCAAGUUGAUUCAAAGCAAGAUACUUUGUACACAGUGUUUUACUGUGAGCCAUCUAAUACUUUUCAAGUGAAUGUGUCAUAUUGACAUCGCAUAUAAAAAUUACUGACACCAAAAGAACAUAAUUUAAAGCAUAAUUGCCAUUAUUUUGUAAUUUUUUUUUUGGCAGAAAUUUGUCAAAUUUUUAUUAUUUUUCUUAUAUAUUUAUUCACAUUUUAUGUACCGUGAUAUUCCUGAAAGUUUGUGAUUAAAUUAUUUUUUCUGGUA